AGAUUAUUGGAGGGCUGGUCGAUCGAAUUGUCACCGACAGGAAAUUCAGGAUGCUUUCCGUAAAGAGUUUGAAGGGCUUUCAGUACCAUGCCUUCACUGCCUUCGUUCACGUCGUCAUGCCCCGCCCAACAUGGGGCUCAAGGACUUUUGCGACAAGUGGGAGUUCUAUCGAUUCUUCUCUACUCAAGAUACAGCGAGCGACGGCUCUGAAGCCCAAACCUGUCUUCGACAACUCUCUACCCUUUGGAAAAUUCUUUACUGAUCAUAUGCUGGAGAUUGAGUGGGAUGAGAAGGAUGGGUUCAGUGCCCCGCAAAUCGUUCCUCACCACCCCUUGUCGAUCGACGCAGCGGCACCUUGCUUGCACUACGGCGUCCAAUGCUUUGAGGGCAUGAAGGCGUACAAAGACAAAUCAGGUGUGGUGCGAUUGUUUCGACCCGACAAGAAUAUGAAGCGUCUCAACGACUCGUGCCAACGCCUAUCCAUGCCCAUGUUCGACGGCAAUCAGUUCAUCGAAUGUCUCAAACAGUUCCUCAAGGUAGACCGAGACUGGAUACCGGACAAGGAUGGGUUCUCGCUCUACAUCCGGCCGACUGUCAUUGCCACGAGCUCUUCGCUCGGAGUUCAUCCGGCUCAUCAUGCUCUCUUCUACGUGAUCGCCUGCCCGGUGGGACCUUACUUCAAAGACGGCUUCGCCCCGGUUAAGGUGCUGGCGGAGUCGAAGUUCAAGCGAGCAUGGCCGGGGGGGACUGGCUGCAACAAGGUUGGAGGCAACUAUGCUCCUGGGCUCCUUCCGCAGAAGAUGGCGGCACAGCAAGGCUACUCGCAAGUGCUGUGGCUGUUCGGGGAGGAGGAUUACGUCACCGAGGUCGGUUCGAUGAACUUCUUCGUCUUCUGGAAGAGGGCGGACGGCAAGCGGGAGCUCAUCACAGCCCCGUUGGACGGCACCAUCCUUCCAGGUGUGACGCGAGACAGCAUCUUGGAACUUACGAGAGAAUGGCGUGAGUUCGAGGUGUCGGAGAAAACUUUCACCAUGGCAGAUCUCAUCAACGCUGCAAACGAGGGGAGGGUGAUCGAGAUCUUUGGAGCUGGAACAGCAGCCAUUGUAUCACCGAUCAACGGGAUCUCAUACAUGGGAAAGGAGUAUGCGAUACCUUGCGGCAAGGACGGCAGAGCUGGGGAGUUGUCGACGAGACUGUUCCACGAGCUUUGUGACAUUCAAUAUGGCAGAAAGCAGUUUCGUGAUUGGUCCGUGGCCAUCCAUUAA
Guillardia theta CCMP2712 is the source of this 1265-nucleotide messenger RNA. RefSeq lists its product as hypothetical. Gene Ontology annotation, biological process: branched-chain amino acid metabolic process. Gene Ontology annotation, molecular function: branched-chain-amino-acid:2-oxoglutarate transaminase activity. NCBI's taxonomy places the organism in Eukaryota, Cryptophyceae, Pyrenomonadales, Geminigeraceae. The record is from RefSeq and is a predicted model, not a curated record. The transcript has 4 exons. Bases 51 to 1265 code for a protein of 404 amino acids.